Messenger RNA from Iphiclides podalirius (scarce swallowtail), 264 nucleotides. Lineage: Eukaryota; Metazoa; Arthropoda; Insecta; Lepidoptera; Papilionidae. The record is from the annotation of a GenBank genome assembly.
AUGUCUGCACGCGUCUUAGACCUCCACCACCGACAGAGGGCGCUGUAUUCCCAGAAUACGACCGCGAUUAAUAGCGACACAAACUAUUUCCGGUCGCCGCGCUUUCGAAUGCAGACAAGCGGCAAUACGGCCGCGCGCAGAUGCGACAUCCGUCAGGCCCACGUGAAAAUCGAUUUUCCACGGUACACCAGCUGGAGCGAGCGACAACUCUCGACAAACAUAAAACAACAGUCGCUCAAGCUUUGCACAUCUCUUAUCGCCACG